Molecule: messenger RNA, 1927 nt
Organism: Hemiscyllium ocellatum (epaulette shark)
Lineage: Eukaryota; Metazoa; Chordata; Chondrichthyes; Orectolobiformes; Hemiscylliidae
Product: zinc finger protein 501-like
Exons: 4
Coding region: 2-1117 (371 amino acids)
Biological process (GO): negative regulation of transcription by RNA polymerase II; regulation of immune system process; regulation of cytokine production
Source: RefSeq, a predicted model, not a curated record
AAUGACCCCGCCCCCGAAAUCUCCACACACGUCCUCCAAUCACAGAAUAAAACCGGAAACAACCGCGGACGCUGUAAAUCACAAACAGAAAUUGAAAUUGCUGGAAAAGCUGAGUGACACUGUGUGUACACGUGCAGUUUGGAUUGAAGGAUCAACAUGGAACUUCAAGACGAAAGCCGAACACUCAAGAACAAUGGACAGGGAUCUCAGCGACAGAUUAGACGCAGACCAUUGGCAUCUGGAGGUGGGGGACUGGAGGAUCUGCGCUGCAAACUGUGUGGGAAGGGUUUCCGUUGGCCCAGCCUGCUGGACACACCUCCGUGUUCACACCGGAGACAAGCCCUUUGAGUGUGCCAUGUGCCAGAUGCGCUUCUAUACGUCCAGCGAGGUCACCAAACACCAGCGAUUUCACACGGGUGAGAAACCCUUUGAGUGCUCGGUGUGCACAAACCGCUUCCAUACGUCCAGCAACCUAGUACAGCACCGCAAAGUCCACAUUGGUGAGAAGCCACAUGAAUGUGCGAUCUGCAGCAAGCGCUUUUCCCGCUCCUGUGACCUAAGCAAACACUGGCGUAUUCACACCGGGGAGAAGCCGUUCAACUGUGCUGUUUGUGGCAAGCGCUUCCACACGUCGAGCAACCUCAUCCAGCACAGGCAGGCCCAUGCUGCGGAGAGGCCCUUCGAGUGCAGUGUGUGCACAAAGCGAUUCUACACCUGCAGCCUCCUGACUCAGCAUCAGAAGAUUCACACCGGCGAGAAGCCGUUCGAGUGCGUGGUGUGCCAGAAAUGCUUUUACCGGUCGGGCUACCUCAUUGAGCACCAGCGCACCCACACAGCAGAGAAGAAGUUUGAGUGCUCAGUGUGUGGCAAGAGGUUUCACACAUCGAGCAACUUGAACAAGCAUGUGAAAAUCCACACUGGCGAGAAGCCAUUUGAAUGCUCGCUGUGCGACAAGAGGUUUUAUACUUCCAGUAACCUGACACAGCAUCAGCAGAUCCACACAGGGGAGAAGGCUUUCAAAUGCAGCAUCUGCACGAAGAGAUUUAAAAGUUUCAGGUACCUGCUGCAACAUCAAACGAAGCACACCGACAUCACAGAAUCGAACAUGCUAGGUUAAAUUCCACCUUGCAGUCUGUGCAUUUUCUGCUGACACAGCGAGCUGCUUUGAUGCUUCGGUGUUUUGACUCUGGUCUCCCUUGUUUCCACGGCCAUUACAAAACUGAGGUGGUAAAAUCACAGAGUCUGUUGCUUCCCUUUCUCAGAGACUUGAGCCUGCUGCCCCAUUGCUUCUCAUGGUUAAGAUCAGAUGCCAAGGUCGGAGCAGCCGGGAUGCAAGCAGGGUCACAGUGACCAGGAGGGAAGUUGUUGCUCGCUGCUGCAGGAACACGGGAGACUCUUCAAUGCAGCUCCUACUUCCAUCAUGGAGCUUCAAAAAGCUAAGAGAGGUUUUCAGUGAAGGAUUGCACCACAUUGCAUCAGAGAAUACAGAGAGGAUAGACACCGCAAUAGAUCCUGACCAUCAUCCAAGGAAGAACUGCACAACUGUGGGAAGACAUUCAGUCCCUUCGCAGUUUUGCUCAAUACAGACAAAGUUGGACAGUGAAAGCAUCAUCUGGAAAUCAGUCAGGUCAGGAACUUUGACAUAUCAUCAGAUCUGAAAGUGGUCAGUGGUGUGGAGCCUUCCUUCAGAACCAGCCUUUCUGAAGGUUCGGCUGGGGAUGAUUGGUCAGGGUGAGACUGGGAAGAAGUGUGAGUAGCUCAAGGUGUGGUGAGAGCGUCAAUCAUUCAUCGUUGCUCAUGAACCACUGACUCAUUCCUACAGGAGAGAGGCUGUUCCAAUGUAAGGAGACCUCCACAGGCUUGUAGGACCCUCAAACACACAGUGAUGAACAAAUGUUGAUGAACGAAAGUAACACAAGGAUAGCUU